AUGCCCAAGGUACCCAACACAUCAGAAGAAGAAGAAGAUAGCUUUUAUGUAGUACUUACUAUAGUGAUACCAGUAUUCAAGGACUACAGGAUGAAUCUUUCAAUUAAAAUAGAAUCCUGCCCGUUAGAUCUUAUAACAGUAAAAAGUCAAUCAGCCUUAUUUCCUCAGUGGAAAUUUAGUCACUAUGAUGUGGUAGUUGGUGUGUUAUCAGCUCGAAAUAACCAUGAACUUCGAAAUGUGAUAAGAAACACCUGGCUGAAGCAUUUGUUGCAGCAUCCUACUUUAAGUCAGCGUGUGCUUGUGAAGUUCAUAAUAGGUGCUCGUGGCUGUGAAGUGCCUGUGGAAGACAGGGAGGAUCCUUACUCCUGCCGGCUGCUCAACAUCACCAACCCAGUUUUGAAUCAAGAAAUCGAGGCCUUCAACUUCCCUGAAGAUACUUCCUCAUCCAGACUCUCUGAAGAUCAAGUUGUCAGCGUGAGCUUCCGAGUUCUCUACCCUAUCGUGAUUACCAGUCUUGGAGUGUUCUAUGAUGCCAGUGACCUUGGUUUUCAGAGGAACAUCACAGUCAAGUUGUAUCAGGCAGAGCAGGAGGAGGCUCUUUUCGUUGCUCGAUUUAGUCCUCCAAGCUGUGGCAUACAGGUGAACAAGCUAUGGUACAAGCCUGUGGAGCAGUUCAUCUUACCAGAGAGCUUUGAAGGUACAAUCGUGUGGGAAAGCCAAGAUCUCCAUGGCCUCUUGUCCAGAAACCUACACAGAGUGACAGUGAAUGACGGCGGGGGUGUUCUCAGAGUCAUCACAGCUGGGGAAGGGACAUUGCCUCAUGAAUUCAUGGAAGGUGUGGAGGGAGUUGCAGGUGGCUUUAUCUACACUGUUCAGGAAGGAGAUGCACUGUUACGAAGCCUUCACUCACGGCCCCAGAGGCUCUCAAACCAUAUACAGGAUCUACAAGUGGAAGAUGCCUUACUGCAGGAGGAGAGCAGCAUCUAUGACGACAUUGUCUUCGUGGAUGUUGUGGAUACUUACCGAAAUGUUCCUGCAAAAUUACUGAACUUCUACAGAUGGACUGUGGAAACCACCAGCUUUGGUUUGCUGCUGAAGACAGAUGAUGACUGUUACAUAGACUUAGAAGCUGUGUUUAAUAGAAUUGCUCAGAAGAAUCUAAAUGGGCCUAAUUUUUGGUGGGGAAAUUUCAGGUUGAACUGGGCAGUGGACAGAACUGGGAAGUGGCAGGAGCUAGAAUACCCCAGCCCAGCCUACCCUGCUUUUGCAUGUGGGUCAGGGUACGUGAUCUCCAAGGAUAUCGUUGACUGGCUGGCAGGCAACUCUGGAAGGUUAAAAACCUAUCAGGGUGAAGAUGUCAGCAUGGGCAUUUGGAUGGCAGCCAUAGGACCUAAAAGACACCAGGACAGCCUGUGGCUGUGUGAGAAAACCUGUGAGACAGGAAUGCUGUCUUCUCCUCAGUAUUCACCACAAGAGCUGAGCAGACUGUGGGAACUGAAGGAAAUGUGUGGGGAUCCUUGUCAGUGUGAAGCAAAAGUACAGUGAUCCCCAAAGACUGUAAGUCUGAGGAGACCCUGUGGCUGGUAUUGAGCUAUAAGUAGUAUGAUAUUACCAGUGUUUGCACAGAUCUUAAUGAAUCAUCUGAUAUUGUAGCAUAGUUUUUAUUUAUAAAUUGGAAGAUUAUUUAAUACCCAAUUAUUUUAUAAAAAAUAUUCAUAACUCCUAAUCACUGUUACUAAGCAGUAAUUAUUUUAUCAUUACCAUUUUUGGCUAAAUUCAGAAAGUUGUAAUAAUGCCAUUUGAAUCUCAAUCAUGAUUAUAAAAUAGCUCUGCAGCUCAAUUAGGCCAGUAAGAACGUACAAAGAUGCUGUGUGGUCCUGGGGCCACAUAUACCAAAGUUCGGAUUGCUGAAAAUACCAGUUUGCAGAUCUCUGACGUGGGCAAACUGGCCUUGAAAAGGAAACACUGUAACCUGAAGUUUGGGGUCUUGCUUUUAAAAAUGUUCAUUUACAUAUGUAUCAUGUUUUCUCUUACCAUUUAAUGUAUAUCCUGAAUGUCUCACCUUGGCACUCUCACUAAACUGUUUGAGUGUGAUAAAAGUAAACACCUCAGGGUUCAAUGUCACAGGGAAGUAGGGAAGGCUCUCUGCCUUGCCUGAUGUUUACCUAAGCUUGAGAAGGUAGUAAUCUGUGGAAGACAGGUUCUGUGUAGAGAAUUUGUAGAGAAAAGUAGGUUGUACAGAGUAGGAGAUGUGUUUCCUCAGUUUAAAGGACAUUUUUCGAACGACCAACCAAAUCACUGUAGUAAACUUUUUCAAAUAGUUAAGCAGCUCACAGCAAAUGUUAACUAUUCAGAUUUAGACUACUGUUUCUGUUUAUAUUUACAUCUCCACAUGGUGGAAUACAGUAAGCUGUGGAAACAGAAGGAGUAGAAAAAAUCACUAGUAAUCAAAGCCUUUAUUAUUCUAUAUAUAACCAAAUGGUCCUUUCCCAACAAAACAUACAUCCUUUAUAAGGGUGAAGUUUUUGUUUCUGGUAUAUACAACAUUCCAGCCGCUAAACUCUUACGGCUGGAUUGUUACCAUCGCACUAGUAGACAGUCUCCAUUCUCCACAGAAUAAAACUGUAAUGACUGUAGGUCAUCUCCUAGUUCAAUUUCUCUGCCCGGCAUCUAAAAUGAGAACAAAGUGGGGAAGAAUGAGUAGACAGAUCUGACGAUGCAUGUUAUACAUGCCGCCCUCCAAUGGCAGCUAGCUCGAGGAGUCAACAUGCUGCCUCCAUUUAAAAUCUGUUACAUAUGGCUCAUGGUACUGUGGAGAACUAAGCUUAGCAACUUACCUUGGGGCUUUCAUAGGACAGCAGAAGUUCUGACACAGGAACUUUGAGAAGACGUGACAGCAGUCCCUUUACCUUUUGAAUUGUCAUGGAAUCUGUCCAAGAAAAGGAAAAUCCAUUUCUCUCAAAUGAUGACUGUGUACAACCAGCUCAGCCAUGGCCUGUCCUUUCUUAGCAUCAGUUCACUACGUGACAAAGGCUUAGUCAUUCAGCCAGUUGAUUUCUUUGGCAAACUGGGAUAUGGAGCCAGUGUUUGACUCAAGUGGUCUUGAAGGCAAAAUGUCAUAGCAUUUACCAUUUCUUCCUCAAUCUGAGUAACCAGAAAUAAUCACCUCACUGAGGAGGAAAAAUAUAGGCCUUUGUGAUAACUUCCUAAAGGGUUGCUGAAGAUCCCAUGAGUGGGGCCUUGAGGACAUCUCUCAGCCUUAUUUUCCCUCUAGAAGAGAGCAUAGACUUCAGUGGUUGAUGAGGUCCCUCCCAGCAUGAGCAUCUGGUCACCAUCAGGAUGUGCACAAUGACUACCAGGUGUGAGAAGAUAACUUAGCAAAACAAAUGCUAUGGUCUGUUCAGAACACUAGGAACUUCUUUCCAAAGACAGUGGAUAUUUUGAUGAAGAAUAUUAGUUUCUCUGAAGCUUUAGCUGAAAGUACAGCAAUAGUGUGGUGUCCUAUAAAUAUCACAAUGUAGUCAAUUAUUUUUCUAUAAAAAUCAUUUUUUAAAAAAGCUGUGUUUUUAUGCAACUUGUGAUAAUAAAUCUUCUCUAUUUUAGAAUAAAA
Molecule: messenger RNA, 3610 nt
Organism: Myodes glareolus (Bank vole)
Lineage: Eukaryota; Metazoa; Chordata; Mammalia; Rodentia; Cricetidae
Source: RefSeq, a predicted model, not a curated record